Molecule: messenger RNA, 1284 nt
Organism: Myxocyprinus asiaticus (Chinese sucker)
Lineage: Eukaryota; Metazoa; Chordata; Actinopteri; Cypriniformes; Catostomidae
Gene: ovca2
Product: OVCA2 serine hydrolase domain containing
Exons: 2
Coding region: 165-848 (227 amino acids)
Biological process (GO): response to retinoic acid
Cellular component (GO): cytoplasm; nucleus
Source: RefSeq, a predicted model, not a curated record
GAUGCGUCGUGUUUCCGCACGGCUAAAUAUAUUAGAGUCACGAGACGAAGCAUCCGGAAAUGUUUUAAUAUUAUUUUCAGUAACUAAAACACAGUCAUUUCUCUGUAAUUUUAAGACGUCCUGUUUGGAUAAUAGCUAGUAAAUUGUAAAUAGACUCGAAAGACAUGUCUAAAGCUGCUGUUCCUCUCAGAAUUAUCUGUAUUCAUGGGUAUCGACAAAAUAGCAACUCUUUUAGAGAGAAGACAGGUGCUUUACGCAAACUGUUAAAGAAACAAGUGGAGCUGGUGUAUAUUAGUGCACCACACCAAGUGCCUGCCAUUAAAAACGAAACCAAUCAGGAGCUAGAAAAGGCAGCCGGUGGCGGUGAUGAUGACCAGAGGGGCUGGUGGUUCUCUGAUGUCAAGGCUCGAAGUUUCAAUGCUAAUCAGGAGUGUGAGAGCAGCCUGGGUCUGGAAGACAGUGUGGAGGCAGUAAAGAUUGCAGUGAAGGAGCUUGGCCCCUUUGAUGGCAUCUUGGGCUUUAGUCAGGGCGCCGCCCUGGUGGCUAUGCUGUGUGCCCUACAGGAGCACAAAUUAGAGCCUGAUUUUAAUUUCCACUUUGCCAUACUGGUCGCUGGAUUCCGUAGUGCCUGUUCCCAGCAUCAGCGGUUCUACGAGGGGCCGGCGAUUUCUAUUCCCUCUCUGCAUGUGUUUGGACAGGACGAUCGUGUGAUUCCAGAGCAAAUGAGUCGAGAUUUGCUGCCCACAUUUGAUGGAGCUCAAAUCCUCUUUCACCCUGGUGGACACUUUGUUCCUGCAGCAUCCGCACACAGACAGACCUACCAAGACUUUCUUAAAAAGUUUCAGUGAUGGGAUCAAAGAAUAUGUGAGUUUAUGGAAGUAAUCAUGGAAAAUGUAUAAAAUGUGCUAAGUGAUUUAAACAUAAUUACAGCCUUAAAAAAAAAACAACAAAAAAAAAACUUAAGGGAUGUUUUAUAGUAAUGUGUUCUCAGGGAAAAAGCUACAGUACUUCAAUAAAGACUUUCACAAGUUUUCAGUCUGUUUUAUUUGUGUUCCAGCUCAUUUGAUUGACAGUAUCGAUAUAUAAAGGAUUAUUCUGGGUUCAAUACAAGUUAAAGGAAUAGUUCACCCAAAAAUUAAAAUUCUCUUAUUAUUCACAUACCCUGAUGCCAUCCCAGAUGUGUAUGACUGUCUUUCAUCAGCAGAACACAAAUAAAGAUUUUUAGAAGAAGAUAAAGCUCUGUCAGGUCCUUAUAAUGCAAGUGCAUGGGUGCCUGCUCUUUGA